Molecule: messenger RNA, 1881 nt
Organism: Colletotrichum scovillei
Lineage: Eukaryota; Fungi; Ascomycota; Sordariomycetes; Glomerellales; Glomerellaceae
Product: long-chain-fatty-acid-CoA ligase
Exons: 3
Coding region: 1-1881 (626 amino acids)
Molecular function (GO): oxidoreductase activity; FAD binding
Source: RefSeq, a predicted model, not a curated record
AUGAGAUUUCGAUCGCAAUUUUUCGGGCCACUCUCAAUCGUGGGGCUGGCAAUUACAGCCGCCUUUAUUCUGGGACUAAACUAUUCCAGCUGGGACCGCCCAUUCUGCACAUGUACUGACGGCGAUAGCUGUUGGCCAUCCGAGUUGCGAUGGCAGGAUCUUAACGCCUCUGUGGGCGGUCGUCUCAUUGCUCCAGUUCCUCCGGCGUUCGUCUGCCACGACCCAAACUAUGACGAGGCCGAAUGCGCGGCUAUUCGCGAGGACUGGGUCUGGCCAGAGAUUCACGAAUCUUGGCCAGGCGGCAUCCAGAGCCCCUACUGGCAGAACUCGAGCUGCGAUCCAUUCAGUCCUGUUGACAUCCCUUGUACGCUAGGCCAUAGCGUUUCCUACGCUAUCAACGUAACAAAUGCAGAAGACGUGGUGCAAGGUCUUUCAUUCGUACGCAGGCACUCCCUCCGGCUAGCCAUCAAGAACACGGGACAUGAUUACAUGGGAAAGUCCACCGCAAAAGGAGGGCUCGCCCUAUGGACAAGUAGCCUCCGUUCGAUAGAAGUGCUGGAUUUUGCAAGCGAAACAUACACCGGUCCCGCCAUCCGUAUGGGCGCUGGCGUGCGUGGCCUGGAAGCCUACACGGCUGCCGCCAACAAAGGCCUUCGUGUGGUUGGAGGCUUCUGCCCGACGGUAGGCGUCGCUGGCGGUUAUACCCAAGGCGGAGGCCACGGUCCGUUGAGCUCACAGUAUGGGCUCGGAGCCGACCAAGUCCUUGAGUGGGAAGUCAUCACGCCUUCCGGAGAACAUCUGGUGGCGACACCUCUGCAGCACUCAGAUCUGUACUGGGCCUUGAGCGGAGGCGGACCUGGUACCUACGCCGUCGUGAUCUCGGUAACAGUGAGGGCAUACCCCGACGGUUUAAUCGGAGGUGCGACUCUGGCAUUCUCGACCGCUGGGGUGGCGAAAGAUGACUUCUGGGAUUUUUUCAAAAGCUGGCAAGACCUCCUUCCUAGUCUCACUACAGCCGGUGGGACAGCUGGAUACGCCGUCACCAAGGACGCCUUCUUCAUCGCACCUAUUACCCUCCCUGGGUGGACCAAGAAGCAGGUCUCCGGGUUGAUAAGCCCGCUGGUCGAUCGACUCGAUGAGCUGGACGUACAGUACAUGCUCGAAGUGACAUCGGAGCCCACAUUCUUGGAACAUUACAGUCAGCACGGCGGACCUCUGCCCCGAGGUCCCUACACGAUCCACCACCUCUUUGGCGGAAGGAUGAUUCCGCGCGCAACUGUCGAGGAGAACAGCACCGCUCUUGUCGGGGCCUUUCGCAGCAUUCUCGAAGACACGGAUGCUUUUCUGGGAUUUGUUGCUCUAGAUGUGAAGCAGGAGCCUGGACGGGAACCCGUUGCGGACAAUGCCGUGCUGCCGGCCUGGCGAGACACCCUAAUCACUGUACUCGCACAGUCUACGUGGAACUUUAGUGCGCUUAGAGCAGACGGACAACGCCGUGCCGACGAAAUCACCGACGUCGUUGUGCCGAGACUGAGAGAACUUACGCUUGAUUCCGGGACUUAUUCGAAUGAGGGCGAUUUCCAGCUCAAAACCUGGAAGGAGGAUUUCUAUGGGGCAAACUACCCGAGGCUGCAGGCCACCAAGUCUAAAUAUGACCCCGAGGGUCUUCUCUUUGGGCCUACUGGAGUAUCUAGCGAUGCAUGGUCGAUCGAUGAACAGGGCAGGCUAUGUAAAGGAUGGGCAGACGGACUCAGGUCGACUGGCCUUGUGCGGGUCGCCAUUCUAAAGGCUUGGGCCACGCUAUCAGCUCGGUCGAGAGAAGCACAACAGCUUGCACGCGGGUAUUUUGAGAUUUCGUCUGUGAUAUUUUCGACUCAGUAG